Messenger RNA from Hevea brasiliensis (rubber tree), 1258 nucleotides. RefSeq names its product probable WRKY transcription factor 65. The record is from RefSeq and is a predicted model, not a curated record. Bases 252 to 1043 code for a protein of 263 amino acids. The transcript is spliced from 3 exons. Gene Ontology annotation, molecular function: transcription cis-regulatory region binding; DNA-binding transcription factor activity. Gene Ontology annotation, biological process: regulation of DNA-templated transcription. NCBI's taxonomy places the organism in Eukaryota, Viridiplantae, Streptophyta, Magnoliopsida, Malpighiales, Euphorbiaceae. Gene Ontology annotation, cellular component: nucleus.
GCUAAUCUGUCAACACGAGGGCCAAAUUUUUAAAGGACCACCCCUCUCAUCCUCCACCUUCUCCCCCCAAUUUCUUCUCCUCCUUCUCACAUCACCAACCCUCUCUCUUUCUCUGUAGCCCCUCUCUCCUCUCUCCUUCUUGCCUUUGAUCAUAAUCUAGGCCGGUAAAGGGUGGUCAUCAGGACUCAAGACUCAUCCCACCAUAAGCAAAAUUUUAGCUCUGGUUCUUGGAGGCCCCAUAGGCCAAAUUAAUGGACGGAAAGUUCAACAACAACCCACUAAUCACUGAGCAAGAAGAGAACGACAAUACAGAAAGUGGUCCUGAUUCACCUCCUUCUAGCUUGCUUAACGACAUGAAGAUGACUUCCACUUCCUCACCAAAAAAAAGCAAACGGGCGAUACAAAAAAGAGUAAUCUCGGUGCCAAUCAAGGACGUAGAGGGGUCAAGGCUCAAAGGCGAGAACGCUCCGCCACCAUCUGAUUCUUGGGCUUGGAGAAAGUACGGCCAGAAACCCAUCAAGGGCUCACCUUACCCUAGAGGAUACUACAGGUGUAGCAGUUCAAAGGGUUGCCCAGCCAGAAAACAGGUAGAGAGGAGCCGUGUGGACCCAUCAAUGCUAGUGGUCACCUAUUUUUGUGAACACAACCACCCGUGGCCACCUCCUUCAAAGACCCAUCACCACCACAAUAAUAGCAACUCCACCAAAUUCAACAUACCCAAGCCCGAAAUCUCUACACCUUACCAGCCAGAAAACCCAGAGCCUGAACCUGAACCAGAGGAAAAGUUCACUGAUCUCGGGGAUGACUCACUUAUUAGUACAGAUGAGUUUAGCUGGUUUGGAGAAAUGGAAACCACCUCUUCCACCAUCCUCGAGAGCCCCAUUUUUACGGAUGAAAGGAUCACAGCGGAGGCCGAGGCGUCGAUGUUUUUCCCUAUGAGAGAAGAGGAUGAAUCCCUGUUCGCCGAUCUAGGUGAGCUGCCAGAGUGCUCGGCGGUGUUCAGGCAAUACCGUGGUGUGGGCCCACAGGUCCAGAUCUGCUGACACGUUAUAUUGUCAUCACGCUGGUUAUAAAAUUCAAAGGUGGGCGCAUCCUGCACAAGUUAACAAACAGAAAUUUUUUUUUUUUCUUCUUCUUCUUCAAAUUUACUACUUUAUUUUUCCUCUUUUUUUUUAAUUUUAUUAUUGUUUUCAGUAUCCAUUUUCCCUUGAUUCAGUGUAGUUAGUGAAUAAAAGUCCAAUUCCGAUCCUUUUUGUAA